CAGACGCCCACCAACUACUUCAUCGUGAGCCUGGCGGCCGCCGACCUCCUCCUCGCACUCCUCGUACUGCCGCUCUUCGUCUACUCCGAGGUAAGCCUGCGUCCCCGCCUGCUCCUGCGGGACGGUCCCGUCCCUGUCCCCGCUGAGCCCCUUAGCACCCAGGUCGCCUCUUUGAUCAGGAAUAUCGAGUGGCAGCAGACGGUGGCAGGGGCGCCUGACCUGCUCGCCCCCUGGUCCUCAGCUGUCCUCGGGCCCCUGGAGUCUCUGCUCCUUUUGCUGUCAGUCCCCCUGUGUCUCUCUUCUCCCCUCCCCCUCUCCACUUGCCUUGGCUUCUGCCACCCAGAGGCCCCUGUCUUUGGAGCCGGAGACUCCAGAAACUGGCGGCUUGGCCAAACCCCGCCCUCUCCGCAACCGGAUUCCCCUCCCCUACACUCGGAGGAGCCAGCCGGACAGACCACCAGAUGGGGGCUCAGCCCCGCGCAGUACCCCCAGGGCGCGCGCACACACCGCUGCCUAAGGCCAUCCACACCGCACCGGCGCCCUCCACGUGCGCUGGUGAACAAGGCCUGGGGUCCUCCAGGAGCAGUGAGCUGGACUGGACAGCGAAUCCAAGGGGAGGCCGGUGGGAGGGGCAGAACCCCUGUGAGAAACCCACACCCAGGAGCCUCUGCCGCAGGCCCGGCCAGUACCGCAAGGACACACGACCUCGGCUCCUCCUAGCUGCGGACGUCACGGUGCACGGCGGCACGUGGUUGCUGAGCCCCCGACUUUGCGACGCACUCAUGGCCAUGGACGUCAUGCUGUGCACCGCCUCCAUCUUCAACCUGUGCGCCAUCAGCGUGGACAGGUUCGUGGCCGUGACUGUGCCGCUGCGCUACCACCGUCAGGGCCGGCGCCAGCUGCUGCUCAUCGGUGCCACGUGGCUGCUCUCUGCAGCUGUGGCGGCGCCAGUACUGUGCGGCCUCAACGACGUGCGCGGGCGCGACCCUGCCGUGUGCCGCCUGGAGGACCGCGACUACGUGGUCUAUUCGUCCGUGUGCUCCUUCUUCUUGCCCUGCCCGCUCAUGCUGCUGCUCUACUGGGCCACGUUCCGCGGCCUCCGGCGCUGGGGAGCGGCCCGGCGAGCCAAGCUGCACGCCCGCGCGCCCCGCCGGCCCAGCGGCCCCGGCCCGCCACCUGCACCCAGCCUUCCCCCGGGACCCUGCGGGCCCGACUGUCCGGUGCCCGGGCCGGUCCUCCACCGGGUCUCCUGCGGACCCGGCUGCCCGCCUCUCGACGCCAUUCCUGAAGCAGAGCUCUCGCCCCAGCCCCUGACGCAGGCCCACCAAAGGCGUGCCAAGAUCACCAGCCGAGAGCGCAAGGCCAUGAGGGUCCUGCCGGUGGUGGUUGGGGCCUUCCUGGUAUGCUGGACGCCCUUCUUCGUGGUGCACAUUACAGGGGCACUGUGUCGCGCUUGCUUCGUGCCCCCGCGCCUGGUCAGCGCUGUCACCUGGCUGGGCUAUGUCAACAGCGCUCUCAACCCGCUCAUCUACACUGUCUUCAACACCGAGUUCCGCUCGGUGUUCCGCAAGGCACUGCGCCCUAGCUGCAGAGCCCCGGGGCCCUGCUGUGCUUCUGAUUAAACAAAUUCCUUCCGGA
Messenger RNA from Marmota flaviventris (yellow-bellied marmot), 1638 nucleotides. The record is from RefSeq and is a predicted model, not a curated record. Lineage: Eukaryota; Metazoa; Chordata; Mammalia; Rodentia; Sciuridae.